AUGCGCCUCCAGAACGAGUGGGUCAGAUUCUGCUCAGUUAUAGUAGACAAGGCAUGGUUCUCGGCCACUACGACUAUUCUGACCUUAUACGCCUUGUUUGGUGAUGACAUUCGUAUGGCGUGUUUCGAGCAAGAUGCUGAUUCAACCUUCAACGCGAUAACAAUUGCUUGUCUAGUGGUAUUCGGCAUCGAGAUAAUACUGCAGUCCUUCGGAAAGCCAGAUUACUUUGGGGGAUUCUUCUUCCUAUUGGACGUCCUUGCCACAGGAUCGCUUGUGCUGGAUCUCACCUACGUAGCUGAGGAUCUCUUCGGUGACGACUCGGGAACCGCCGGACAAGGUGAUGCCGCGAGGGCCGGCCGAAUGUCCAGAGCGGGCACUCGGGCCGGCAGAAUCGUUCGGAUCAUCCGCCUUAUCCGUCUCAUUCGUAUUGCGAAGAUGUACAAGGCCUUCGUGGAUGCUCAGCAACGAGAAGCACGUGUGAAGAAUAGACAAAAACAGGAAGAGCUCGCUUUAGAAUAUGUGGAGGAAGAAGAGGAGGAAGAGGAGGAAGAGGAGGGAGAAAGUUUCACCUCGGACGACCAAUCGGAAAUAUCCGAAGAUUUCCUGGACGAUGAUCUUGACUUGAUGAGCGGUGUAGAUGAGGAAAUUGUCGAGCCGGAGUCGCGAGUUGGAAAGAAGCUGACCGAGAAGACAACACAAAAGCUCAUCGUAGCCUCGCCCUUGUUGUUAUCACCCUACCAAUUUAGCAUAGACUGCUCAGUUGUCUUACUCUCGUGUGGUUCUAUGGACAUGUUCAUUUGCAAACAGUAG
This is a messenger RNA of Perkinsus marinus ATCC 50983, 810 nucleotides long. RefSeq lists its product as hypothetical. Gene Ontology annotation, biological process: transmembrane transport; monoatomic ion transport. The transcript is spliced from 7 exons. Lineage: Eukaryota; Perkinsozoa; Perkinsida; Perkinsidae. Gene Ontology annotation, cellular component: membrane. The record is from RefSeq and is a predicted model, not a curated record. Gene Ontology annotation, molecular function: monoatomic ion channel activity. The coding region runs from base 1 to 810 and encodes 269 amino acids.